AAUACUAUAGAAAAUAUGAAACUAUAGUGCAGUCUAAAACCAAAAUCCUAACUCCGAUUCCAAAUAUUUCCAUAUGGUCUCCUCCGCCGCUGCCGCCGCCGCCGCCGUUGUAGUGAUAUUGCUGGCCACCGUAGUUGCACAAGGCAAAAAGGUGAAAACGUUCAAAACAAGCUACGAUAAAUUCGACCCGGUUAGAGACUAUGACACCUUGAUUCAACAAGGCGAUGCAUCAAUCCACCUUGAUGCUCUUCAGGUCACCAAGGAUUCCGCUAAUACCGCUGUCGUCAACAUCUCCAAUCUCUCCGGUCGCAUCCUCCUCAACAAGCGCUUUCGCCUCUGGGAAGAUCGAGCUCGCCAGCCCUCCUUCAGCACCUCCUUCCUUGUCAACAUUUUUCCCAAAGAUCCUGGAACUGAAGGUGGAGGUCUGGCCUUCGUCAUCGUCCCCGACCACCCUGCCGGCCUGCCGGCACGAAGCACCGGCGGCUAUCUCGGAUUCACCAACGCCUCCACUGACAGUAACUCCACCGCUAAUCAAUUAGUCGCCGUCGAGCUCGACACCUCCAAGCAAGGCUUCGAUCCAGACAGCAACCACAUCGGUUUGAAUCUCCACAGCGUCAGAUCUGUGGUGGCGAAGCCUCUGACGCCGCACCACAUCACGCUAGCCUCAUUCACCCCCCGAUUCUACAACGUCUGGGUUGAAUACGACGGCCGUCGCAUCCAGGUCUACAUUGCGGAGCAGCAUGGGCAGAACGCCUCCACCCCGCUGAAGCCACGGGACGCGAUAAUCGAGCGCGAUCUGAAUCUGACGGAGCACGUGAGCCAGUACUCGUAUUUCGGGUUCGCGGCGUCGACGGGGGACAUGACGCAGCUCAACUGUAUUCGGAGGUGGAAUCUGACUGUGCAGCACUUUGAGAAGGAUCCGAACUGGCUGGUGAUCGGGCUGGGGACGGGGAUUGGGGCGGCGGUGGUGUUGGCGCUGGGCGCAGUGGGGUUGGUCUACUACUGCCGGAAGCGGCGGGCGAUUUCAAAUCCGAAUCUGGUGGGGGCGCUGCGGAGCCUUCCCGGGACGCCGCAGGAGUUUGAGUUCAAGGACUUGAAGAAGGCCACCAACAGCUUCGACGAGAGGAACAAGCUCGGCCAGGGCGGCUACGGCGAGGUUUUCCGGGGGAAUCUGGCCAAGGAGAAUCUCGACAUCGCCGUCAAGAGAUUCUCCAGGGAAAGCCUUCAAGGCCAGGACGAUUUCCUGGCCGAGCUCACCAUCAUCAACCGUCUCCGCCACCGCCAUCUUGUCAAGUUACUCGGGUGGUGCCACAAGUAUGGGAAGCUAUUGCUGGUGUAUGAGUACAUGCCCAACGGCAGCCUAGACAAGCACCUGUUCGUGGGGCCGGACGUGCAGCCGCUGGGGUGGCACGUUCGCUACAAGAUCGUAUCAGGCGUGGCCUCUGCCUUGCAGUACCUUCACAACGAGUACGAACAGAGGGUGGUGCACCGCGACCUCAAGGCCAGCAACAUCAUGCUCGACUCCAACUUCAAUGCCCGUCUCGGUGAUUUUGGCCUGGCCAGGGCGCUAGACAACGAGAAGACGUCCUACGCCGAGGCAGAGGGGGUGCUGGGCACCAUGGGGUACAUCGCGCCCGAGUGCUUCCACAUGGGCAAGGCCACGCAGCAGUCGGACGUCUACGCGUUUGGCGCUGUGGUGCUGGAGCUCGUGUGCGGGAGGCGGCCCGGGGCCAAGAUCGGCGGGUUCCAGCUGCUGGUCGAUUGGGUGUGGUAUCUGCAUCGCGACGGGCGGCUGCUGGAGGCCGUGGACCCGAGGCUGGGGGAAGACUUUGUGGGGCCCGAGGCGGAGAGGCUGCUGCUGCUGGGGCUGGCGUGCUCGCACCCUAUCGCAGCCGAGAGGCCUAAGACGCAGGCGAUAGUGCAGAUCAUAUCGGGGACGGUGGCUGCCCCCGUGGUCCCACCGUUUAAGCCAGCAUUCGUGUGGCCUGCAGCGGCGGGGCCCAUGGGUUUGGACACGGGCUCCGCCACCGAGACCACUUCACAUUUGGGGUCCGAGUGGAGUGGGCAGUACCUUAGCAGGGAGAGCUACACUGGCUACACUGACUCCUCCUUGGUCUAGUGCAUUGGAUGAGCGAUCUCUUUCUAUCUCUUGUUUGUUUAGCAUACAAAUUUGUUAGUUUAAUUUGUUGUUGGAUGGGAAAUCCCAAGAUUUUCUAUCCAGAUAGCAGCAGUCAAAGUGCAGUCCAUGUUGUCAUGUAACACGUAUAUUUUUGACGAAUGUGUAUGAUAAAAUACCACAUGUGCAUAGUUAAA
Messenger RNA from Salvia hispanica, 2313 nucleotides. RefSeq names its product putative L-type lectin-domain containing receptor kinase S.5. The record is from RefSeq and is a predicted model, not a curated record. Gene Ontology annotation, molecular function: protein kinase activity; ATP binding; carbohydrate binding. NCBI's taxonomy places the organism in Eukaryota, Viridiplantae, Streptophyta, Magnoliopsida, Lamiales, Lamiaceae. Gene Ontology annotation, biological process: protein phosphorylation.